This is a messenger RNA of Drosophila grimshawi, 450 nucleotides long. RefSeq names its product larval cuticle protein 2. The record is from RefSeq and is a predicted model, not a curated record. The transcript has a single exon. The coding region runs from base 1 to 360 and encodes 119 amino acids. NCBI's taxonomy places the organism in Eukaryota, Metazoa, Arthropoda, Insecta, Diptera, Drosophilidae. Gene Ontology annotation, molecular function: structural constituent of chitin-based larval cuticle. Gene Ontology annotation, cellular component: chitin-based extracellular matrix.
AUGAUCUGCGCGCUUAUCGGCCUGGCCGUCGCCAUGCCAGCUGGAUCUCCAGGUGAUGAUGCCCACGCUGAAGUCCUUACCCGCACGGAUGAUGUCCGCGCCGAUGGUUUUAGUUCAGAAUUAAAGACCAGCAAUGGCAUUGAACAAACUGCUAGUGGUGAUGAGCACGGCAGCAUCCACGGCAGCUUCAGCUGGACCUCGCCCGAGGGCGAGCAUGUCCUAGUUAAUUAUGUGGCUGAUGAGAACGGCUACCAUCCAGAGGGUGCCGUUCUGCCCACAUCUCCCCCAAUCCCAGAUGCAAUUGUACGCGCUCUUGAUUGGCUGUCUUCCCAUCCUUCAGCAGAGGAGAAACAUCACUAAAUGACUUUUGAUUGUACCUGGACUCGACUCUUGAAUUCACCCCGACAACAUUAGUUUUUAAGUUUCUCGCGCAAUGCUUCUGGCAAAUAA